This is a messenger RNA of Morus notabilis, 3336 nucleotides long. Its product is annotated as replication protein A 70 kDa DNA-binding subunit A. Gene Ontology annotation, cellular component: DNA replication factor A complex; nucleus. Gene Ontology annotation, molecular function: damaged DNA binding; single-stranded telomeric DNA binding; zinc ion binding. Gene Ontology annotation, biological process: nucleotide-excision repair; meiotic cell cycle; double-strand break repair via homologous recombination. NCBI's taxonomy places the organism in Eukaryota, Viridiplantae, Streptophyta, Magnoliopsida, Rosales, Moraceae. The coding region runs from base 151 to 2889 and encodes 912 amino acids. The record is from RefSeq and is a predicted model, not a curated record. The transcript is spliced from 2 exons.
UUUUCUCAUUUUUCGUUUUCCCUCUCAAAUACAGUUCUCCACCUUUCCCUUCUCCACUGGCCCAUUUUUCCAUUUCCCAAUAUUCCCUAUUCUUCUUCCUUUCUAGGGUUUCCAUUUUCCAAUCUUCUCUCUCUCUCUCUCUCUCUAAAAAUGGCGGCGGCGGCGUUGCUUACGGAAGGUGCGAUGGCGAAGAUGUGCAGCGACGAGUUCGCGAAGGAAGAGGGGUGGAAGCCGGUGGUGCAGGUGACAGACGUGAAGAAGAUCCAAGCCGACAAGGAGAGGUACAGAGUUAUCAUCUCCGACGGCCGACACCAACUGCAAGGCAUGAUCAACCUUAGUCUCAACAAUCUCAUCAGGGAGGGCAAGCUCCAGUCCGGCUCCAUCAUCCGAUUGACUGAUUUCGUCUGCUCUCCUGUCCAAACCCGGCAGGUGGUUGUUAUAGUUAACCUAGAGUUGAUACGUGAAACAUGUGAGAUAAUUGGUCAGCCUGUAACUGCACCAAAGGCAGGGACUUCACCGUUCUCUGGAUCUGUAAAUGGAAAUUCCCAACCUGUGGGUGGCAGUACACCUUCUGCGGAUGCAGCUAAUGAAGCUGCAGUUGGGAUGUCUGGAAUACACCCUGGAGUGAAUAGACCACAUGGUAGUACUUAUUCCAGUAAUUUAAGCUAUGGAUCAGCAAAUACAACUUCCACGUUUCCCAAGUCAGUUAGCGGGUCAUACAACUACACAGGAACUGCAAAUCCAGCUCCAGUUAGUGGGUCAUAUGGAAAUCAGAACUUAGGUUUCCGCAACUCUAGACCCGAGGUUUCAAGGCCACCUCCAAAUUCUUAUGGCCGCACACCUCAGCCAGCAUAUCAACAGCCACCUCCAAUGUAUGGUAACAGAGGACCAGUAGUGAAAACUGAAGCUUCUGCAAGGAUAAUACCAAUUGCUGCACUCAAUCCCUACCAGGGCAGAUGGACAAUCAAAGCUAGAGUGACAGCAAAGGGGGAUCUUAGGCACUACAACAAUCCUCGGGGUGAAGGGAAGGUAUUCUCUUUUGAUCUGCUUGAUUCUGAGGGUGGAGAAAUACGGGCAACAUGCUUUAAUGCUGUGGCUGAUCAGUUUUACAGCCAGAUUGAAGUUGAUAAAAUUUAUAUGAUAUCAAGGGGUAGUUUGAAACCAGCUCGAAAGAAUUUUAACCAUCUUCGUAAUGAUCAGGAGAUUUUUCUGGAGAGCACAUCAGUAAUACAGCCAUGUUUUGAGGAUGAUAACUCGAUUCCACAUCAGCAAUUUCAUUUCUGUCCCAUAACUGAUGUUGAGGGCAUGGAGAACAACGGUGUUAUUGAUUUAAUUGGCAUUGUCUCAUAUAUUAGUCCAGCGGGUUCCAUAAUGAGAAAAAAUGGUACAGAGACACAGAAGAGGACGCUCCAGCUGAGAGACAUGUCUGGCUGCAGUGUUGAAUUUUCUCUCUGGGGAAGUUUUUGCAAUGAAGAAGGGCAAACGCUGCAAAAUAUGUGUGAUUCAGGAGUAUUCCCUGUUCUGGCUGUGAAAUCUGGUAGAAUCAAUGAUUUCAAUGGUAAAUCAGUAGGUACAAUUUCUUCAAGUCAGCUACUCAUAGAGCCAGAUUUUCCUGAGGCUCGCAAGCUGAAAGAAUGGUUUGCCACAAUAGGGAGGAAUACACCAUCUGUUUCUAUUUCCAAGGAAACAGGAAGUGUAGGCAAAGCAGAUAUCCGAAAGACCAUAUCCCAAAUCAAAGAUGAGAAGCUGGGGACUUCUGACAAACCAGAUUGGAUAACAGUUUGUGCAACAAUUACAUUCAUUAAGGUCGAUAAUUUCUGCUACACAGCAUGCCCAGAAAAGAUUGGAGAUCGACAAUGCAACAAAAAGGUCACAAAUAAUGGAGAUGGGAAAUGGCGGUGUGAUAGAUGUGAUAAGUCAGUUGAAGAAUGUGAAUACCGCUAUAUACUCCAGUUACAGAUACAAGACCAUACUGGCUUGACGUGGGUAACUGCAUUUCAGGAGGGUGGUGAGGAAAUAAUGGGCGUCUCUGCUAAAAGCUUGUAUUACUUGAAAUAUGAAGAACAUGAUGAUGAGAAAUUUGCUGAAAUAAUUCGAAAGGUUCUAUUUACCAAAUUCAUAUUCAAGUUGAAAGUAAAGGAGGAAACAUAUAGUGAUGAACAACGAGUGAAGUCGACCGUGGUCAAAGCAGACAAGGUGAGUUACUCAUCUGAGUCCAGAUUUCUUCUGGAUUUGAUGGAAAAAUUGAGAAGAGAAGAUUCUGGCUCUGCUUCAAAGGUUGAAAGUACCAUUUCCAACCAUGGAAUUGAUACUCCUGGAGUCACCAACAUUGCAAAUAGACAACAACCUACACCAGUUGAUUUCGGUAACACUGCCAAUGCUGGCAGAGACUUUGGCGCCCCAGCAAAUCGAGUGGGGCAGUACGGAAAUCAGUAUAGUGGCUCUAGGUUUUCUGCAACUGCCUCUUCUGGCAUGCAUAUGAGCUGCAAUAGUUGUGGGGCUACUGGCCAUAGCUCUAUGAACUGCCCGAGUAUAGUGAAUAGUCCAGGACAGUCCCACGGAGGAAUCUAUGACAAUAGGGCAUUUUCUGGUCCAAAUGCUGGUAAUGCCUCCGGAGAAUGUUUUAAAUGCCAUCAACCUGGGCAUUGGGCAAGAGACUGCCCGAGUACAGUGAAUAGUCCAGGACAGUCCCAUGGAGGAAUCUAUGACAAUAGGGCAUUUUCUGGUCCGAAUGCUGGUAAUGCCUCCGGAGAGUGUUUUAAAUGCCAUCAACCUGGGCAUUGGGCAAGAGACUGUCCAGGGUCGAGUGAUAUUCCUCCAUCUUACGGAAGCAGUGGUGUUGUCCCCGGGAGAUAUGGAGGUGCAAGACAACAAGUCGGUGGCUAUUGAGGUCAGUUGAAAAGAACAUUGUAUAAACGGAUACAUAAUUCCCCUACAUCAGUGUUAGAUAUUUAGUUGCUCUUUUGAAGUCAAGGUUGCUGAGUUUCCCUUCUUGGGAAAUACGACCUGUUUUCCUCUUGCAAUGUAGGUUGGAAACUUUUGAUGCAGGUUUUGCCUACGGAUUUAGGCUUUUGGGAGUACAGUAGAGUAUUGCGACUGGUUUUCUUAACCGUGUAAUACGUGGUUUCCGGGUUUUUUUGUAUCUAAGUUUGUGGUUAAGUUAAAUGCAAUCGUUCAUGUUCAUUUGUUUCUGUUGGAAAAGCCUCGUGCUUUUGAAUGGUAUUUCCCUAGCCAGGGAAUUCGUUUGUUUUUAUCGUUUCUACAUAUGUACACUGAACGGUUCACCGACCUCCAUUUCUUAUGAUUAGGACAGUAACAAAACUCCUGUUUUUGCAA